Molecule: messenger RNA, 1621 nt
Organism: Zophobas morio
Lineage: Eukaryota; Metazoa; Arthropoda; Insecta; Coleoptera; Tenebrionidae
Product: hexosaminidase D-like
Exons: 10
Coding region: 39-1526 (495 amino acids)
Biological process (GO): carbohydrate metabolic process
Molecular function (GO): hexosaminidase activity
Source: RefSeq, a predicted model, not a curated record
GUUUAUUUACUUUGACAAGUGAAAAGUGAGGUUAGAAAAUGGAUGCUCUGACAUUAGGUACACAAAGACUGGUGCAUUUGGAUCUAAAAGGGGCCCCUCCGAAACUAUGCUACUUUGAAAAAUUUUUUCCUUUGAUCAAAGAACUUGGGGCCACGGGAAUUUUGAUAGAAUGGGAGGACACGUUUCCGUAUACGCGCGAAUUAUUGCCUAUCGGCGGCCUUUCAAACAGUGCCCAGGUCAGCGGGGCUCCGUAUUCGAUAGAGGAAGCACGCCAAUUACUUGAUAUGGCUGCAGAUUUCGAACUGAGUGUCGUACCCCUUGUACAAAUUUUCGGCCAUAUGGAGUACGUCCUGAAGCACGAGCAGUGGCGUAAUUUGCGCGAAGUGGAGGCAUACCCGAGUUCGAUGUGCCCCAGCAACAGCGAAACCAUGGCUUUAGUGCGUAGCAUACUCAAGCAAAUUAUUGCGUUUCAUCCUGGUAUCCAGUACAUACACAUAGGAGCAGAUGAAGUUUGGUAUAUGGGGUUGUGCUCCACGUGCUCCAAACGUGUGAAUACUGGUAAAUACGGAAAGCCUGGACUUUAUUUAGACUACGUGACGGCCGUCGCACAAUACAUUAAAGAAAACUACCCCAAUUUAAAAAUAAUCAUUUGGGAUGACAUGUUGAGGAGUAUUGAUAUCCACAUUUUGCAGGAGUAUUACUUGGGGACGCUGGUUGAGCCUAUGAUCUGGCACUACAAUUCAGCUGAAACCUUCCACCUGGGGGCCCCCGUGUGGGAGAAAUACGGCAACGUUUUUUCGAACGUGUGGGCGGCCUCUGCCUUCAAGGGGGCCACCACCAGUAGCCAAAUCCUUCCAGUUAACAAGUAUCACGUUAGUAAUCAUGAAGCUUGGUUGAGCGAGUUGGGGCUGCACGCUGGGAAAAUUAUGCACUUUAAAGGGAUUGCCUUAACGGGGUGGUCUAGGUAUGACCAUUAUGCCACUCUGUGUGAAUUAUUACCGUCAGCAAUUCCGUCUUUGUCGUUGUGUAUGAAGAGCUGGCUAAAUGGGGGUUAUAAUCAAGAGUUGCACAAUUCUGUGGGGAAGAUGUUGGGCUACAACGAUAAUACAACGAAUUUUGGGAGUCCUAUUAAGUCCCCGGUUUUACCCCAAUUGAGUUUUCCGGGGUGGCAGAUUUUCGUGGGGAUGGAGUGGUUUGUUAAUUUGAGGACCAAGUACAAGAGCAUUAUAGACAGUGAUCAAAUGCAUUCCUGGUUCAACCAGUGGCAGGUCCUGAACAACUACACCAAUCCAAUGCAAGUUGACACUAUUCUCCCAGUGAUUGUGGACUUGUUAAAUGAACUCCUGUCCCUGGAAACGUACCUGAGAGGCCACUUGGAGCUUAUCUACUACCCGCACACCAUCGAGGAGCUCCUGGGCACCCUCAUCGACCCCAUCAAGGAGCACCUCAAGCAAAUCAAGAGCGACUGCGAGACCCAGCUCUCCCUAGGCUGCCGCGUCCGCGGACAAAGAAGACUAAACAUCUGAUUCCCCACACCCCACAAGACUUGUGAUAUCUAGAAAAUAAGCUUUAUUUUGUGUAAAAAGUGUAGUAUUUGUUGAAAUAAACGUUUUAUAUUUUG